Molecule: messenger RNA, 1266 nt
Organism: Lasiodiplodia theobromae
Lineage: Eukaryota; Fungi; Ascomycota; Dothideomycetes; Botryosphaeriales; Botryosphaeriaceae
Product: C4-dicarboxylate transporter malic acid transport protein
Exons: 6
Coding region: 1-1266 (421 amino acids)
Biological process (GO): transmembrane transport; sulfite transmembrane transport
Cellular component (GO): plasma membrane
Molecular function (GO): sulfite transmembrane transporter activity
Source: RefSeq, a predicted model, not a curated record
AUGCCGCCACCAUGGCUGCAUCCCGUGCAGGCAUCCACCAAAGAGAACAAUGACUCUCAGGCAACGCUAUGCCCCAGGCCUCCAUGGAUGAGCUCGCCGGGAUCUGGUAAUCCCGGCACCGAUCCCCAGAUCGACAGAAUCCCCGUGGAGCUGUGUCCACACGGCAACGGCAGUCAAGCCGUGGGAAUACUGCAGCCAUUCAAUGUCAUGACGCCCGAGAUCUCUGAGAAGCCGUCGGCCGCGUCGUCGGAGUCCGGAGAUUCGGUCCUUGAGCAGCCGCAGGAGACCGAGGGGCCUUGGUGGAUGAGCAUGGUGCACAACUUCACACCUUCAUGGUACUCCAUGACCAUGGCCACCGUCCAGUCGCUUUUCCUGGGCUGUUGUCCCAUGGGCUUGACCACCGUCAUCAACAUGUUCAUCUUCGUGUGCAUUGAAAAUGCCGGUUGGGGAAAGUGGGCUUCCGAUCUUGCCUGGGCUCUAUGGUGGAUUGACGUGGUGAUGGCGGUGGCUUGCUCUUGUGGACUGCCGUUUUUGCUUAUGCACGUGCACCAAGUAGACCUGCCGUCAAUGACGGCGGUAUGGCUGCUUCCUGCUGCGACUCCGAUUGUGACAGCAUCGAACGGAGCAACCGUGGCGUCCAUGCUGGCAAGCACGAACCCGCAGCAUGCCCUGUGGACCUUGAUGGUCAGCUACGUGCUGUGGGGUAUUGGUUUUCCUAUGGCCGUUGUAACCCUGGGCGUUUACUUCCACCGCUUGACAAUGCACAAAUUGCCACCGCGGGAAGUCAUAAUCACCGUUUUCAUGCCCGUUGGCCCGCUCGGUCAAGCCAGCUUUACCAUAAUGAACUUGGGUAAGAUGGCGUUAGACUUGUUUCCAGAGACCGGCUCUAUCCACCCGCUGGCAGGUGGCGUCUUUUACAUUGUCGGUUUUGGCACAGCGAUCAUCCUUUGGGGAUUCGGUCUUGUCUGGCUGGUCUUUGCCGUUGCCUCUGUGACUCGCUCCAGAUUCCCCUUCAACAUGGGGUGGUGGGGAUUCACCUUCCCAACUGGUGUUUAUGUCCUGGCAACGCUGCAAUUGGGAGUCGAGCUUCCGUCUGCUUUCUUCGACAUCCUUGGAACUGUCAUGGCGGUGAUUGUCGUCCUUAUCUGGUUCCUUGUCGCGGUCAUAACAUUGCAGAGAAACCUGAUCGGAGAGAUCAACUUUGCGCCUUGUUUCUUGAACUCCAGGCGAUUACGGCCGAAUAGAGAGGUAUCUGACAGAGUUUGA